Hypomesus transpacificus is the source of this 3302-nucleotide messenger RNA. RefSeq names its product phospholipid phosphatase-related protein type 5-like. NCBI's taxonomy places the organism in Eukaryota, Metazoa, Chordata, Actinopteri, Osmeriformes, Osmeridae. The transcript is spliced from 8 exons. The record is from RefSeq and is a predicted model, not a curated record. Gene Ontology annotation, molecular function: phosphatidate phosphatase activity. Gene Ontology annotation, biological process: phospholipid metabolic process; phospholipid dephosphorylation; signal transduction. Bases 465 to 1514 code for a protein of 349 amino acids.
CUUGAAGCCUGCGGAAUCCGACACUUCGUUAAUUAGCCCCGGUGCACAGGCAGUGCCGAUUAGCCGAUUAGCUUGGUGAUCUAGCGCGUUUCCCAUGUAGUGUGGAUAGAGGCUGACUGGCUGCGCUACGCUCACUCUUUUAUCCACUCUCUCUCUCUCUCUCUGUCUCUCUCUCUGUCUCGCUCUCUGUCUCUCUGUGCCCGCACGCCCGGGAGAGCAGCAGAAGCACUGGGCGGGCGGCUCGGACUGGAGAGAGAGUGAGCAACCGGACACAAGAGGGACAAGACACAGAAAGGGAGUCUGCUGGAACAUCUGAAGGCUCUUUCCCUCACACACACACACACACACACACGCACAUUCACACACUCUACAACCGCAUUCUCAGUGUAGACGAUGGCACAUCUGUAGCAUCACCAGUUGUCCGUACAGAAUUUGAGGUGCCUGUUGAAGCCGAAGGAGAGAAGAUGAACAUGGUGGGAGACUGGAGGGCACUUCAGAAAACCAGCACCUACAUUGUGCCAUGCUUCCUGAUGGUGGAGCUGGUGAUCCUGGCAGGAACCGUUCUGCUGGCGUACUACUUUGAGUACACGGACACGUUCCCCGUUCACAUCCAAGGGUUCUUCUGCUACGACAGGACGUUCUCCAAGCCGUACCCGGGACCAGAGGAUGACAGCAAGGCGCCCCCGGUGCUGGUCUACUCACUGGUCACUGCUAUACCGACCGUUACGAUCCUGAUAGGUGAGGUGACCAUAUUCUUUGUGAAGUCCGAGGGAGCUCAGGAGAAGACCAUUGUGACGGCAGACUGCUGCUACUUUAACCCCCUCCUCCGCAGAAUAGUCCGCUUCCUAGGUGUCUACUCCUUUGGCCUCUUCACCACCACCAUUUUUGCAAACGCCGGCCAGGUGGUGACAGGAAACCAGACUCCUCACUUCCUGUCCGCCUGCCGGCCCAACUACACGGCGCUGGGGUGUCAGUCCACCAUGCAGUACAUCACGGAGCGUCGGGCCUGCACAGGAAACCCCUACCUGAUUGUGUCCGCCCGCAAAUCCUUCCCCUCAAAAGAUGCUGCUCUUAGCCUCUACUCAGCUGUCUACACCGUGAUGUAUGUGACGCUAGUGUUCCGAACUAAGGGGACACGUCUGACCAAGCCGACCUUGUGUCUGACCCUGCUGUCGCUGGCCGUGCUGGUGGGCGUGGUCAGAGUGACGGAGCACAGGAAUCACUGGGCCGACGUCCUGGCUGGAUACCUGACCGGAGGAGCCAUCGCCGCCUUCCUGGUCACAUGUGUGAUCAACAACUUCCAGCAGACCCAGAUGGCGCUGCCCCCCUUGCCCCCCCAGCCACCUGUGCCCCCCCUGGGUAUGCCCCUGGUCACCUUGCCCCGCGUGGAGGGUCCACUCGAAAAGUUCCCGGACUACCGUACUCUGAGAUCACAUGACCAUCAGCCAUACCAGUGCCCCACCCCUCCAGAUGUGCUCCUCCCCACGCGGCGCUACAUCACCAGCGCAGUCUAGACCUGCCCUCCGAGCGCCCCGCCCCCUGCCCCGCCCACCCCGAGGGACGGCCCCCUCUCCGACGAGCAUUCUCCACCCAGGUGUAGCUCCCCCUGCUGUCGACCCCGAGCAGCAGCGUCGCCACGGAGACACUCAGUUCCUGUUUGAGAGCCAACCGGAGAUGGAGCCCCUCCCCCAACUGAUUCUGUCCUGUUCUCUGUUUUGUCAUUUUUAUUCACAACAACACAGCAAAUGACUCACUGAGGCAAAGACUCUGAGAGCUGUGUAAGCAAUACUUUUCCCCGCGUUUUUGUCUUUGUCUUCUCUCACUUUCUUUUUUAUUGAUAUGAGUCAACAGUGAUUCAAAGACAAUGAGCGAAUGAGACACUUGGUCAACGAUGAAUAAUUGCUUGGAGGACCUGUUUGUGUAACUCAGGAAAAAAACGAAGACAAAAUAAUACAAACACAGACUACCGGAGUGGAAGCAGUUUUGUAAAUGUUGGAAUGCGUAUUAGCGUGCGUUGUGUAUUACUGUGCUAUAGAGAUUUUUUAUUCUGUUGUUUUCUUUGUGUUAGUGCGAAAGAGGAUGAUUCCCCACUUUCAAAUUAUUGCUGUCAUGGACCGCUCCCAUUUAUUUUCGAAGGAACCCUUUGUUUUGUGAUUAUUGGGGAAAGGACACCGAUUCCCCGACUCGGUAGAACCAAACUGAACUAACUGACCACUAACUCAACACAGUAGAAAAGGUGAAAGAGACUGAAAUUACACAAGAUGAAAGGUCAACUGAUCAUUUGAAGCUUUCACCAUGGUAUAAAUUGGUGAAAUAUACAGUAUAUUCGACCUUCUGUGAUCUGUGAUUGCUUUUUGAGAUCAUUUUGAGAGCAUCUUUUGGUCGCAAAAUGUUGAGUAAACUGUUGUUUGUUUAUGCAUUGUUUAGACAAGUUUAUGUUGUUUUUUUUAUGUACGCCUAAACGUGUGGCUCUUUAUAUCCGGACACUUGUGUUUUGGUGAUGUUUGUCAGUGUGGCCAACCAACCGUUCUUUCACUUGCUAUGGCAGUUGUGCUGGUGUUCUGUUUGCACUAAACUCUCCCUCCUCCCCACACUUCUCCAACCCGUGCCCCUACCCUGCCCUGCCUUCUCCUCCUCUUUCCCAUUGGCUGAUAUUUAGACUGUGGUCCUCUUUUCUGUGCUGUGCUCCUUUCUCUCCACUCCUUCCUUUACGUUCCUCUUUCCACCAUCCUCCCAUCUCUCCUUUCAUCCUCUCAUUCAUCCUCUCAUUCAUCCUCUCAUUCAUCCUCCCAUUUACUCCCUAGUCAGCUAACACUGGGUGUGAUAUCCUGCUGUACAGUCAAUUCAAUAGGUAUUAUUUUGUGUUCAAUACGUCCCUCGAAGUUAAGGGGAGUCCAACUACCUGACAUGGGCCAUUUAAGAACAGGAAGUAGCAAACAUUUCACACCAGCAGGAAUGUAGCGGUCAGAGGAUACAGGGUGUUCUUUAAAAGAAUGACAACACUACUCCAUCAGCCUGACUGUGUUAGUCAGUCAAAUGACUUAAGCUCCACGCUGGCACAUGGUAACAUUACAGGGCUUGGCGAUGGGUACAGAAGUUGCUGAAAUGAGAAGAAAUUAUUUUAGGUCAAAAAUAUUUGGAUUCAGAUUGGUAAAUGUGUGAGGUGUGUGUGUGGUUGUAAAGUGUGUGUGUGCAUGGGUUUUAAGUUCAUUGGUCCUCAACUCAUGACAUAAUAACUUAAGACCCCCAUAAAGGAGUCCAGACAGUUACUGGCCGGGUUUCCCAGAUUCGUUAAGAAGAUC